CACUUCACGUCAGUCUAUCGCGAACGAUGUGCCGGGCGGUCGUGUCGCUUUUCCCGCCCGUUCACACUCAAAACUUCGAAGUCCUUUUACGAAAUUAUGUAAAGUUUCAAAACACUUUUUCGCAUACAACAGUAUAGGUAUCUUUAGUGUGUAAACAACUUGUACAGUUUUAUAUAAGUAGUUUAAGGUUAUUGAAACUUAAUAGGCUUACUCGUUUUACCUGCAUGCCUUAGCCCACGAGUUGUGCAAAGCGGUUACUUAUAUUGGAUAAACGAACAUUUUUCAAAUGGAUGUGCAUAUGUUUUCUGUGAUUAUGUGUAAAUACAGAACAAGGUAUACGUGAUUCAGUGAGUUGAGUACAAGUGAGGUGUUUAUUAAUUGUAAAUUGCAAGAAACAAAGUUGUUAAAAUGCUAAUGUGCCGAGUAAGAAGAUGCGUCGCUCUUUUCGUUGGGUUGUUCGCGGUGGCGUCGUCUCAAUACACAAAAGUCAGAGAACAUCCAACACACCACAUCACAAGGUUACGACAUUCAAGGCAUCUUGACGGAUAUUUGCCUUUGCACCCUUCAGCAUAUGUCUCAUCUACAUCCCUGAAGCUCGCAGUGAAAGACAACCACAAGCCCUUGUUUACGGAUUGUAUGAACUACAGACCUACAUUGAAGGAGGAACAACCAGUUGGAACCUAUGUAUUCACGGUUCACGCAGACGACAGAGACCCACCUGAUAUGGGCGGCACAGUUACUUACAAAUUCGUUUCGACACCUGGAGAGAAGGAAAGGUUCCACGUAGAUCCUGAUAGUGGGAGAAUCACAACAGCAGAUAUUUUCGACCACGAUGAACCAUCACGGGAGAAAGAAGCCUAUAUAACAGUACGUGCCAGCGAUAACGGACAACCCCAGUUGGAUGACGCAUGUACAAUAAAGAUACUCAUUGAAGAUAUCAAUGACAACCAACCGGUCUUUGAUAAAGUUUCUUAUUCGGAGUCCGUGCCACAAGACUUGGCGAGUGGUCGAGAGGUGAUGAGAAUAUCAGCAACUGAUAUCGAUGAUGGGAAUAACUCCAUCGUUCACUACAGCUUGGAUUCAAAUUCACCAGACCAAUCCUAUUUCUACAUCGAUCCUGACAAUGGUGUUAUAUUCUUGAACAAAACAAUAGAUAAACCACCUGGAUAUAAAUUCAAGCUCAGCGCUAUAGUCAAGGACAUGGGCGAAGAUCCCCAGCAAAGCUCAAUUACAUUGGACAUUCAAGUCGUCGAGUCGAACAAGAAAAGCCCGUCAUUCAUAGAAGUUCCUGACGGGCCGAUAAGAUUAAAAGAAAAUUACGCAGACUUCAACACUCCUAUAGCCACCGUCAGAGCUGUAUCAAACAUUCCUGAGGAGAAGAAGCUCCAGUUUGAAUUAGUGCAAGGCCAGACGGAACAAACCAACAAGUGGCACACGUUCGUGCUAGAGCCGGAAGCUGACACCGCGUAUAUCAAGCUUGGUAAUCACUUGGAUUUCGAGAAAAUUACUGACUACACGCUCACUGUUCGAAUACAGAACAACUACAAAUUAGCCGCUGAGACAAUCAUCCAAAUAGAAGUUGAAGACGUCAAUGACAAUAUUCCUAUAUUCAGCGAAAUUAGAUCAGGGACUGUUCUAGAAAACGAACCUCCCGGUACACAAGUAAUGCAAGUGCGAGCUUUCGACGCAGACGGCACUUCAGCUAACAACCAAGUCACAUACGAACUAGGUGAUCCUUCAGACCCGUUCGCAGUCGAUAGCAUUACAGGAAACAUAACUACGCUGAAAAUGUUCGAUAGAGAAGAGAGAAGUUUCUACAAUAUUAAGAUAAUUGCAACAGAUAAUUCAGUAUCAGCUCUUAUUCCUGGUAAACAUAAUGCCGGACAGCAAGUAUUCCUUAUAGAGAUUGCUGACAAAAACGACAAUCCGCCACACUUUACACAAGACACGUAUGUCGCAGAAUCUAUCGCUGAGAAUGCUAACAUUAAUGAACUGGUCACGCAAGUGACUGCUUUAGAUAUCGACACAGCUUCGGUUGUAACAUACAGUAUUGUAGCUGGCAAUACAUAUGAUGCAUUCGUGAUUCGUAAUUUCACUGGUGAAAUUCGAGUUAACAAUGAACUGGAUUAUGAGAAUAUAACAAGCUAUAGUCUAGAUGUUAGAGCUUUCGACGGACUUUACGAGGACUACGCAAAGGUGUUGAUAAAGAUUGAGAAUUUGAAUGACAAUCCGCCUGUAUUUUUGGCUAACUAUACUAAAACCAUUGAAGAGGAGAAGUUGUACGAAGGAUGCAUUGUUAAGGUUGAAGCAUACGACCCAGAUUUGGACAGGAAUGAGCCGCAAAACAUCGUCUACUCCCUCGUAAAGCAUGAGCAGAAAGAAUUCCUGUCUAUAGAUAAUGAUGGGUGCCUUCGGUUGACAAAGCCCUUAGACCGUGACCAGCCCAGUGGGUUCGCACGCUGGCAGAUUCUCAUCAUGGCUGCAGACCACGGCGGCAGACUUGGUUCGGAUAGCUUAAGGUCAACCACUGAAGUUAUUCUGGAGCUUACGGAUAUCAAUGAUAACGCUCCUUUCCUAACCAAUACUCAACCUGUAAUCUGGUACGAGAAUGAGCCACCCGGACAAGUGGCAGUCCUCACCGCCAAGGACUACGACUCACCAGAAAACGGACCACCGUUCACAUUUGCUAUCAAUGAUUCUGCGUCUUUUGAUAUACGAUCCAAAUUCCAUAUACAAGGCAACGUUCUAUCGACGCUGGUAUCGUUUGACCGUGAGGUACGUAAGGAGUACCUUGUGCCUGUAGCGAUUACGGAUUCCGGAACUCCUCGCCUCACCGGAGUAUCAACUCUUCGUGUUCUCAUCGGAGACAGAAAUGACAAUCCUAUGGCACCGGGAGACAGCAGUAUUUUCGUCUAUAAUUAUAAGGGUGAAGCUCCAGAUACAGAAAUCGGCAGAGUAUUUGUCAACGACCCGGAUGACUGGGACCUUCCAGACAAGAGGUUUAUGUGGCUGCCGUCGUAUGAACUCAGAAGCCCAUAUUUCGACGUGCACAGCAACACUGGCAUGAUAACAAUGAAAGAGGGAACGCCUAAUGGAACCUAUAUGCUGCGUUUUAAUGUUACAGAAGAACAUGAACCCAUAGUACCAUUCCACUGGGUAGAAGCAACAGUCAGCGUCACAGUCAAGGAGAUCCCUGAAGAAGCCGUCGACAAAUCUGGUUCGAUCCGGUUCAUCAACAUAACAGCUGAAGAAUUUAUAAUUCCCGAAUCAGACGGCACGAGUAAAAAGGAGAAACUACACCAACGACUUGCGGAACUAUACAACAAAUCUAUGGACAACGUGGAUGUGUUCACGGUGUUCAACAAACAGACAGUCAAGGACUCCUUCCUGGACGUGCGGUUCUCAGCACAUGGCUCGCCAUACUUCGAGCCCGAGAAACUGGACAGUAUGGUCAUUGGUAUACAAGAGAAGAUUGAAGAAGAACUCCAAGCCAAGAUUUACAUGGUCCGGAUCGACGAGUGCCUUAUAGAAAAGGAGCAAUGCGAGGAGUCCUGUCGCAAUGUGUUGAUGAAAAACAACGUGCCUCUCUCCGUUUUCACCAACACCACAAGCUUUGUUGGUGUGUCCGCUAGGGUUGAGUCCGAGUGUACCUGCGAUAUUGAGGAACCACUUAUAUGUUUGAAUGGAGGUACCCCAUUCGCUGAUAAAUGCGAGUGUCCGGAUGGCUGGAAUGGACCACGUUGUGAACAAACAUCACUUGGUUUCCACGGGUCUGGCUGGGCCAUGUUCCCUCCUCCUGCCUCCUGCCACGAGGGACGCUUGACUCUCACAAUCACAGCUCACUCACCUCACUGCCUCGUCUUCUAUCUAGGACCACUGAAGUUUAAUCCACUGCUUGACGUCCAAGACUUCAUGUCUUUGGAGUUGGUCGAGGGCUUCCCGGUACUGCUGGUCAACUACGGUUCCGGAACAACGCGGCUGAACAACAGCGUGGUGCAUGUUGCGGACGGAAAGCCGCAUCUCAUUGAGAUCGUCCUUAUGAGGAGCUCUAUAGAAAUGUUCGUGGAUAGAUGUCAACUGUCCACGUGCAUGAGUCUUGGAGCGCCGACAGGACCUAGAGAAAUAUUAAACGUCAACGCACCGCUGCAGCUAGGUGGCGCUAGUAUCGACCUCCAGAAUCUCGCACAGUCGUUCGGGUGGCGACAUGUUCCAACCAAUCAACACUUCGUUGGAUGUAUUAGCAAUUUCACCUACAACGAUUAUAUGUACAAUUUGGGAUCGCCAUCUGUGGAGCACAAUGUAGACCCAGGAUGUCAAAGAAGUGUGUUCACAGCUAUCACGUUUGGAAUCGAUACCAACUUCCUAGUAGCCAUACUUGUUUGCAUCGCUAUAUUAGUCAUUCUACUACUAGCCGUGGUAGUCCACCGAAAGCGUGCCGACUCGUGGGCAGAGAAAGAGUUGGAUGACAUCAGGGAAAAUAUAAUAGCGUACGAGGACGAAGGAGGUGGCGAAUCAGAUGCGGGGUAUGACCUGCAUGUGCUGCGGCAGAUGUACGACGCACCGCCCAACGAAGCAGACGGUGCCUUCAUGAAAGCACCUGGUUUAGUAGGAGCAGCGCCAGAUAUAUCCGGUUUCCUGGACGACAAGAAGUCGGUUCUGGAUCGCGACCCAGAGAUAACGCCUUACGACGAUGUGCGACACUACGCCUACGAAGGAGACGGCAACACUAGCGGCUCUCUCUCUUCACUAGCCAGCUGUACUGACGAUGAAGACUUAAAAUUCAACUAUCUGUCAACAUUUGGGCCUCGAUUCCGUAAACUAGCGGACAUGUACGGCGAUUCCGACGACGACCGACCGCCGCACGAGGAGUCCUGGUGCUAGCACCACGCAUGGCUUGUGUAGCCAUCCUAUAACCAGUCUUAUGUGACUUUUGUGUAAGGGCCAAAAUGCCCCGAACUCUUGGUAACAAAUCAAGCAUGCCUUACGCUAAUUUUACUUUCGAUGCCGGUUCGUGUGAGUGUGACCCCACCGGAAUAUUUGACUUUGGCCUGUGAUAUUACGUUAUUUUAGUAUCACUUGCUUUAUCGGUCCGUGGUGUUUUAGUUAAAUUGUAAUGUUCUAGCUUAUGUAAAGGUGCGCUUAGACGGAACGAGUAGAUAUUUUCACGAAGGUAUCUCGCGUUUAUGCUCACCUUAAAUUGUUUUAACAAAUACAGUUUGCUUGCUACACGCUGUUAUACUUAAACAAAUUUGUGAUUUUGAUACAUAAAUUUUUUUAUCAGUGAAAUGUAAAAUAAAAGCACUUUUAUGUUUUUGUUGUUGUAAAAAAACAAAGGUAUUAUGAUUUUUUAAUUAUUUUGUUUUUCAAUUAUGUUCCAAUUUGUGUUACAUUGUAUUUAGUGCUAAGAAUGUGUCAAUUAAGCAAUAGGAGUCGAAUGAAAUAAUUAUGAGAAGAAGAUAGUGUCAUCUAAAAAAGCUCAUACAAUUAUGCGUAAAAUGACGAUAUUACAUUUGUGUUCACAAACAAAUAAAAUAUUUAGAUACAUGAAGAAAAACAAAGAAAUGAAAAAACCUGAUCUUUCUUUUUAAGAGAUAUUUUUAAUUUUAGAGUAUAAUAAUUUUUUACUUGUUAAAUUACUUUAUACAGUAAUAACUUUACAUAUAAUAAUUGAAAGUGUGUUAGCAAAUUAUCAGUCAUAUAUCUGGACGUGUAAGAAUUCUUAGUGAAUUAGUAUAUUUGUGGUAAAUAUGGACAUAUUAAUGUUUACAAAAAUGACUGAUUUGUAUCGUUAUUUAGGCAUCGUUGUAGAAACGCCUAAAUUAUAUGUAAUUUUAUAGCGAAAACUUAAGGAACAAUACUUACAAUAUUUUUUUAAAUAAGAUCCUACUAUGUUGUACCUUCGAAAUUCUUGUAUUAUAAAAUAUUUAGGUAAUAUAGUUGUUAAUGUUUAGCAACAUUUAUGACACGUAAGUUAAGUAUGAAGUAAGUGCCAUUGUUCAUUUUGCGCUUGGUUGCCAGAUCGAAAAAUGUAAACCCGCCCGUUUUUAGUUAAGUCUUUGGAUUCGUAAGUUUAUUUUUUUUACGUUUAUGACAUUCGCUGUUGUGUGAUUAAUGUUUUCUAUUUACAUCGUCCAGUUAAGGUGCGUUUUAAAUGUAAUAUUUAAAUAUAAUAUUAAUUAGUAUGUUAAUAAAGACCUGGUUUAUUCUGAUUAUUAUCUUUAAAUAUCGCAUAUUAUGUUAUAAAUCAAACAUUAUAAAAAAAUGAAUAUAUUAUCCUUCAUAAAAAUACUGCCAGACAACGUUUAUUAUAUUCCUAUGUGUAUCUUUCCAUGCCUAGGCCUAAUGUAAAUAUGUACAUGUAAGUCACUACUAUAGUAUGAUAUGAAAGUAAUUUUUUUAUAUGAGUUAGAACGAUUGUAUUUACAAGGUGUCUUAUCAUUAUGCAUAUCAACGAAUCGUAUUAAAUAUCCCUAGCCUGUAAUAUUAUCUCAUAAAUAAACCAUGUUAUCAUUUCAUCGAAUCAAAAUGUUCAGCAAAAUUAAUUUCAAAAUACCCUCUUUUUUUUCACAAAAGUUGCGUUUAUUAAUGCCUUAAAAUCAAAAUGACUGUAAUUUAGGCUAUUUUUCUUAUUUGUUCUGUAGUCCCAUUCUAUUAUAAGAUAUAUGUACUUCAAAACCAAACUUAUGUUUAAGUAGAUAAUGUUUUCUUCAGCGGCAGCUAUACGACUCUGAUUAUGAGUUACGUCAUGUCUAAUUCCCAUUAAUCUUUAUGAUUUAUCGUUCCGCUAACAAAAUACCCGUGUGAGCUCUAAGUAGGUUAGUUAAUGCUAAACAAUAAGACGUCCAAGAGCUUUUGUAUAGCUAUAAGUUAACCAAGCUUUCCGAAUUAAAUACUUAACAGUUUCAUCAUGACAAUUCCUUUUCCAUUUUAUUCAGCCUAUUAUAUUCAUGUGUAUGACAUUACAACUGUCAAUGUUGACAUUAGAACUGUCAAAGUUGAGAUUGACAAGUCGCGCUGUUGACGUUUCUGCAGUGUCAAUGAAUGGAUCUCGUAUUUGAUAAAAUACGUAAUUAUAGAGACCUGCCUUUUAAUUUUAAUUUGCGUACAAAUAUAUAGUUAGUAAUUGUUUUGUAAAUAGCCGUCUUUGUCGCGUGUUUCAGAAGUGUACAUUCCAUAUAAAUAUAUUCUACGAUCGAUGGUACUUUUACAUCAAACCUGUUUAAGGUUUUAAUAUAAAACACGACCAUUACUUAAAAUGUAGAAUAAGUAUAUAAUAUAAUACAGUCUAAUAAUUAUGAUGUUAUUCACAACAGUUGUAAAAUUAACAUGACGAUUGAAAAGGAAGGUAGUUGCGAAAAUAUUCGCUUUUUUCACAGCGAAUGUUCGUUGACGAAUUGGUACAUUGUUUCACCUCUUAUUUAUAUGUAGAUAGAUUCUACCUACUGUGACUAGGAUUUUUUGCAUUAAGUAUUAAUUUGCUUUAAGUAUUCAGAAUAAUAAAUUGCGAUGCUUCUUUGAAAUCAGCGAUAGGCAAAAAAAUUUUGAAAUAGUUUAUUAUAAACAUGUAGUGAACUGUCGAUUUUAAUUUUCGUUUACGCUGAGUUUUUUUAAUAAAAUGCAAAAAUUUAAUUUAUCCUAUCAUAGUACGCAAUAAGCAUCUAUAUGUCUCUCUCUCUCUAUAAGUAAUAAUAUAAUCGUCAUUUUGAUAUAGCACUGCCAUUAAUAAGGCCUAUAUUUCACCGAGACACCACGGUGGCGCGAAUGGUUGCGUAAUCUAACGACAUAACAUCUGACGACCCAUAUAGCCGAAUGGUUAGUGACCCUGACUACUAAGCUAGAGGAUUCUCCCGGAUUCGAAUCCCGGUCGGUGCAAUCAUUUAUAUGCUGAAAAUGGAUGUUUAUUUCCGAGUCAUGGAUGUUUAUAUGUAUAUACAUAAAUACAUUUAAACAUCCAUGGCUUUUAAGUAAGAAUAUUGUAUUAAAUAUAUUUGUCUUGUACCCAUAGUACGGGCUAUGCCUAGUUUGGGGCAACAUAAUUUGUGUAAAAGUGUGCGACGCGUCCGAGGUGGUCGCGCCACUAAAUUGGUUGCGCAACCAAUUUGGUGGAAAUGGACACUAGGUGAGUAACCCUAUAGUGCUCUAUAUAUAUUUUGUUGGUACCGGCGACUGGUUGCGCCACUGUGGCGUCCUUUUGAAAUAUAGCCCUAAGAGUGUGACUACUGAUUGUAACAAUGGUAUGGCCGUUUUUAACUCCAUAUUUAAGUGGUAAGAAUGAAUUAAAGAACAUAUUUAAGCAAUAAUGUACCUAAAUGUGUAUUUGAUUGUUGAAAGGUGGUAUGAAUAUUGAUGUCUAGAUAUAAUUAAUUUACGCAAUGCAAGGAGGCACAGAUUAUUUAAAACUUAUUUUUUAUGCCAGUGUCAGUAUUAGAUUCCAACAAAGAUAUUGAGACCUCUUUGCUGUAUUCUAUUUGUGUCUUAGUUAACAAUAACCUAUUUAUUGCGAAGUCAAAGCGGGCUCUUUAAACUUAAAGUUAAAUUAAUUUCGGCUUUGUUUAAAUUACUUCAGAUUACUUAAAGUAAUAUUUCUGGAUGAAGGGAAAAAUGCCAUUUACUACUACACUUUUGAUACUUUUGUUACUAUAUUUAUUUUUAAAAUUGACACCACAGUUAAGACACCAUAGUCUUAAGAAUUUAUGAUAUUCUAUAGCUUCGAUGCUCUUUGAUCAUAUGCCUAGGUAGACUAUGACAGCUGUGAAAACGUCCAAAAAUAGAGUUUAGAGUUAUCCUCUACUUUAAGCAAUGCACACACACUAUAUCACAAAGUGUCAUACAAAUCGCGAGUAUAAAACGUAGCUUGUCAAGCACACUAAAGGGCUUUACACACGGCAGCUAUUAUGUAUAUUACAUUCCGGUAAGCUUUAAAUUAUCUUAAUGUAUCACACACACAACAGGUAAUAUAAAUAAUCUUUCCCUUCAUUCCAUUGGUACGUAUGUAUGACCUGACUUAGUAUUGAGAUUUUUAAAGAUUUAUCGAAAUGUCAAUGUUUAUUUUCGUAUCGCUCUGUAUCCUAAGAUAUGAAAAUGUACGUUAUAGCUGUCGUGUGUGAAGAGCCUUAAAUAUAAUCCUGGCCUGUUAUUUUCGGUUGUCUAACAGCAAGAGACUAUCUAAACGUAUAAAUUAUCUAAGUUUUCUAUCAAUAUUAAUAUUGUUAUUGUUCUGCCAAACCAACUUAUCAAAUUUAGUACAUAUUCAGCAUAGAAUACCAUCAAAAGAUGAUCAACGGAAUUUGACUUCUGUAAUUUACAUAGCAAAUAAAGUAAUUUUUAAUUAAUCUGUGCUGUAUUGGUUAUGUAUCAUGAAUUGUGUGGAAAAGAAACGAAUGUAAAAGUUAAUAUUAUUAGGAAGGAAAUGUCCGACUGAAGAUUGUCAUAUUAAUUAAUGUAAUAAACGUAAGGACUUAUAAUUUUUAAAUUGUUUAUAUAGAUAUUAAAAUAUUCAAUUCAGCAUUGGAAUAAAGUGAUGAAAUUGA
Leptidea sinapis is the source of this 9530-nucleotide messenger RNA. RefSeq names its product DE-cadherin (gene shg). Gene Ontology annotation, cellular component: plasma membrane; catenin complex. Gene Ontology annotation, molecular function: cadherin binding; calcium ion binding. Gene Ontology annotation, biological process: homophilic cell-cell adhesion. Lineage: Eukaryota; Metazoa; Arthropoda; Insecta; Lepidoptera; Pieridae. The transcript is spliced from 24 exons. The coding region runs from base 409 to 4881 and encodes 1490 amino acids. The record is from RefSeq and is a predicted model, not a curated record.